UUAUCUAUGCUGUGUGGGAAGGAGACUGGCACAACUGUGUCCUGCACCAAGGACCCAGUGGGAGCGUGUCUGGUGUUGCCAUGGCUCCAAAUCAUCCUCUCGUAGCCACCACCACCCAUCAUCGGUAUCUUCAAGUUGCAGCUCUUCCCCAGAGGCUCAGCGAGAGUUCAGUCAACGAUGAUGCUGACCGCAGAAUUAUAGUCCCAACAACUAUAGCUCAAGCAGAGGUUCCUGGAUCGCCUCAGUGUGUCACGUGGGCUAUCUGUCAGGUGGCAGAAGAUGAUAAUCUAUUGGUGGUUGGUCUGGAAGAUGGAUCAGUCAUUCUCUAUCUGCUCCAUGCCUCUCUGAAGACCUCCAAUACUCAGCUCACACUUGUCCAGACGGAAAGGCCUCACGAAUCUCCAGUAGUUUACGUCACAGCUUCCCAAAGAUACGAGCCGGAAAAUAGUGGCCGAAUGUCUCUAGUAAUAACUGCUAGCGAAGAUUGCAGAAUCUUCAUAUUCCAUCUGACAAGGGCCGGAAAAACCACUAAACUGGAACCUUUUGGAUUUCACCAACUUGGAGCCGUUCCUGACAGAGUAGAAAUCAAAGAGACAGUCAUUCUAGUGGAGCAGAGGGAUGGCUUGGCAUUAGAAAUCCCAAUCUCAUCUGUACAAGACAAAAUAGAAGCCUCAGAAAUAUCUGUCACUGGUGAGGCCUCCACUGUUGGACACAGAGAAUCUCCAGACUCGUGGUUACUACAGCAGCAUUCUGACUGCAAGGAGGUCUGGAAAGGUUCGACCAUUGUGAGAAAAGAAUUGCUUGAAGAAGUAGCACAAGGUUAUUGGCCUGGAGAACAUCACACACUGAUCUUGACUGUGCCAUCACUAGAUGGAAAAACCAUGUUAGGAGUUACAUCACUUGGGCAAGUGGUACAUCUGCAUCAGUCACAGGAGUCCUACAGUAUCCGGCUUUCCAAAGAACCGUCAGUGAGUCCUCAGCGGUCAAGCGUUACUCCUCGGCGAUCCUAUAAAACUCUCAGAGCAGGUGACAUUCCGAGGGAAGAACAGAAGAGCGCCUCAGAUCUUAGAAUCAGUAGUCUAAGUCCCAGUUCUAUGAGAAAGUCGGAUCAUACAGCACUUCUGUAUGGAGAAAGGCCAUCCAGUGUCCUUUCUGAUGUGAGUCAAGAUGAAGAGCCUCAGGUUAAAAGUGACCUUGGGAGCAGAAGAAAUGUCAUAGGCUGCUUAAGCAAAGAUGGCAUGUGGAUAGCAGCCUGGGUCGAAGGGAAUGACUUGACUCUUUACUGUGCCAGUGGAUCAUCAUUCUCCAGUUCCACUUCUUGUGACCUGCAGCUUCGCCAAGUGGGCAUUCGAGGAGUGGUGAUCGCAGAGCCUGGCCCAAGCUUAGAACAACGGGCUCAAAAAGAAGCCGGUGAGAGGCUGAAGGUUGCCAUGGAAGAGGCAGCUUCUUUGCUCCAACAGAAACUCUCGAAAUUGAAGUGGGAUUUUAGAAAGGUGUCUCUCAGGUAA
Molecule: messenger RNA, 1508 nt
Organism: Macrobrachium nipponense
Lineage: Eukaryota; Metazoa; Arthropoda; Malacostraca; Decapoda; Palaemonidae
Exons: 7
Coding region: 81-1508 (475 amino acids)
Molecular function (GO): protein binding
Source: RefSeq, a predicted model, not a curated record